This is a messenger RNA of Lolium rigidum, 7149 nucleotides long. Its product is annotated as putative disease resistance protein RGA4. The transcript has 7 exons. The record is from RefSeq and is a predicted model, not a curated record. Gene Ontology annotation, molecular function: ADP binding. Gene Ontology annotation, biological process: defense response to other organism. Bases 3068 to 7051 code for a protein of 1327 amino acids. NCBI's taxonomy places the organism in Eukaryota, Viridiplantae, Streptophyta, Magnoliopsida, Poales, Poaceae.
GCCAGCCUCGAGUUCCGUGCCGGGCCCGCCGGGAUAGACGCGGCCAACUCCCGGGUCAUGCUGGCUUGCUGGUAAUCCGUGUGCUUUCCUUGGCCUUCGGAAUAGCAGAUACGGAGAGACGCUUCGUUUCUUUUGAUAUGCCAGGAAGAAAUCAGGAGCAAGAAGCCGUGAUGUUUAUCCCCAGCGGAAAGGGUGGUCGGCGCCAGCUCCAGCGGUCCACCGGGGCCCCUUGGCAUGUUACAUGAAUACCCAUACAACAUGGGGUUGCGUUUGCUUGAGAAAAAUAGUGGGCACCCAAGCUUGAUGAAGUGAGCCAAGUACUGACGCAAAAAGAGGAGAUUGUAAAGCGUGAACAGGCUGCAUACUUGAAUGCUAUAUAAAAUAUGAAAGGCGAGAAGAAAGCAUGGGGAAAGCGCUGGGUGUUGUGAAACAAUGUGUGUCCGUGCGUAGCCUCUUCCAACGGAUAUGUAGAGAUGGUGUCGACAGCUUGACUGGUGAAAUAAAUCAGGUGUCUUCAUUUCCAAUCCUUACUUCCCAUCUUUUUAUAAUCAUAUUGUCUUGCCUCUGUUACUAUCCUCAACAUGAGCUUUUACUAUCUUUAUCAUGAUGUAUCACUAUCCUCUCAAGGCGAAUCUGUAGUGUAAGUAUUGGGUUCAGCUGACACCAUUGACUUUUGACAAAUCCUUUGCUAAUUCACCAUCUAGUAGAGUUCAUGUCUAUAAGAUGACACCAUUGAAGUGAGGUGACACAAUUGCACCAUUCCGCUAAAUUCGCCCCUCACUGAUCCUGUACUAUGCUCAUCAUGAUCUUUUACUACCCUCACCAUAUGGCAUGAUCUAUCGCUGACUCCCUGUUGUGAUGGUCUAUCACGAUUCUCAUCAUAGUCUUUUACUACAUAUUUAUGAUUUGCUCAUCCAGCGUUACUAAUCUCAUCUUGUUGCCUUGUUGUCUGGUUGAGGAAUCACAUCUGCUUUACGUACAUGUGACCUUAUCCCGUUAUUUUGUGUAUCUUUGACCUUAUCCUGUUUCCUCGUCCACUGGUGUCUUCAUCAUGUUAUCACCAUGAGUAAUCUGUAGCGUGCUUGAAGAAUCUGCUUCCUUCCAGAGUACUACCUAUUCCGCUUGAAGCUUAUGUUUGAUCUGGUUGAAGCAUUUACCUCAUCUGUUCAUUAUCAUCAUGUCUGUAUUGCUUCAUCUUGUAUAUAUCUGUUUCCUGCUUCAUUGUUCCUCAACCUGUUGUUUCCUGCAAUUACGCUGCUAUUCCAUGCACUAUAUUUUAGUUAGCAGUAAUUUUCAUAAACUCCUAUUCACGCUCCUCUAGUCAUCUUUCAGAACUUGAAGAAAAUUCAACUUGCAAGAAUUUGCCAACAAAUUUUUUUUGGCACUUGACAAUUUGGCUUGUUAUUCUACUUUAGUAAUAGGGUGGCAGAACAUUUAACAAUAGAGUGGCGCAAAUGAUUCCUUUUUUCCGAUACCAAUUACACCUGGCCGCUGGAACAACAUAAUAUCAAGGAUGCACACAGCGGAAAAAAAAGCAAUGCUGACACGAUUUGAGAAUCUCAUGAACAAGUAACCCACCGCUGCAAAGUACCAAUUGUCCGGCUCAUAGUCGCCAUGCACACAGCUUUCAUGGGGGCAUUGCCACACAACGAAACCAUGUGCGCACACGAACAGUGGAGCGUCAACUUCUCAUCCUCUGCAAAUACUCCCUGCCUACCCAGCCUAACCAAUUCUCAUCCGGUGAGCCACCAAUCUUGUUCCCCCGCGUAAAAAAAGCUCAGACCAGACCAGACACCAGCGUGCAUCAGGCCAUCAGCAGGUGGAGGGGCGACAUGCAUCCACCUACAUGCAAAGCCGUCUUGGUCUCAUGCCAAGGACGUGGCCUUGGAUAGCCUAGUGCCCUGCACGCGGCCUUCCGAACCGACGAUGGCCAGAUUGGAAGACCUACCAGAAGUUGGCCGGAGACGCAGAAUGGGGGCGGCCGGAUCGGGUGACAACCUACAGGGUGGAGGAGUAGGUAGACCACCAGGCAACACACAUGAUUCCUAGUUUAUUUCUACAGUUCAUACUUCAAUCUCCUCUAAUAAUUAUACAGUAUUUUAGCAGUAGAGUGGCUCUUAAAUUAUUAAGAACAAACAUGCAUAGUAACUCGGUCUAUGUUUGUACACAGGCCAAAUUAGUAAUCAUGCUCUGCAAAGGUGUCUAGGGCCUCAGUCUGGUAGGUAAAGAAGUGUAAUGGUAAUACAUGCCUCGGCUUCCAUUUUACCCACAAGCAAAGCAGGCACGUAUUGCUAACACCAUUCUGCACAGCCCUGUGUUCCAAUGGCAGAGGUGGUGGGCGGGUGGCCACCAUGGCAAUCCGGAGAGAAAAAAAUUGCCACUUCAAAUAUGCUUGGUGCGCCCAUAUGUCAGUAGAGCAAUACAGCCCUCCAAUUUGAUGACCCCAUCAUCCAUGUUCCUUCUUCUUUCCCAAAGAAAAGCAUCCACUUUUCUUUUCCAAAGAACAAAUUCCUUUUUUUUGCGGGGAAAAGAACAAAUUCCUUCCCCACAGGCCACAUAAUACUUCUCCUCUGAAAUACCUAAUGGCUGCUGUGGCCUGAAUCCUAUUCCUACCCAUCCACAAGCUUCAUUGCUUCAAGAUAUCCUAGAAACCUCGCAGCUCCAACGCUCACGCACACACCCACGCAUCGGCGCCUCCACAGUUUCACCAGAGUCACUGCCCGCUCCUGCGUUUCCUAGCCGGCGCCAGCCAGGUUCUAGGGCUGCUGCUGCCUACAUAGCUCGAGCUGGUCGUCGUCCACGUGCUGGUGAGGACCCUGUCUUCCUUGCCGCCGCUCAGGGUCGAGCUCGUCAAGGCACCCUGCUGUCCCAGCCACAAGAUUGUAUAUUGAGUUGCGGCCCCAACUAAGAUCACUGGCUGCUGCAACGCUGGACCUGCGAUCCACGUGCCGGUGAGUACCUUGGUGCUUUGCUGGACCUGGGUGCUCAGGCACAAGCUCGUGAAGGUAACUACGGCUGCAAGAUUGGAUUUUGAUUUGCAACUGGUUCAAGCUCCACCUCUACAGAGAUGGUGGUUUCCAUGGCCAUCGGGCCGCUGGUGUCCAUGCUGAGGGACAAGGCGUCCAACUACCUCCUGGACCAGUACAACGUGAUGGAGGGAAUGGAGGAGCAGCACAAGAUUCUCAAACGCAAGCUUCCGGCCAUCCUCGACAUCAUCACUUAUGCCGAGGAGCAAGCGACGGCACACAUGGAGGGUGCCAAAGCCUGGCUCCAGGAGCUCAAGACAGUGGCCUAUGAGGCAAACGAAGUGUUCGACGAGUUCAAGUACGAAGCACUCCGCCGUGAAGCCAGGAGUAAUGGGCACUACAGAAAGCUUGGCUUUGAUGUAAUUAAACUCUUCCCUACUCACAACCGUGUUGAGUUUCGUCGCAAAAUGGGUAUCAAGCUUUGCAGAAUUCUGCGGGACAUUGAGGCCCUCAUAGCAGAUAUGCAGGCCUUUGGGUUCAAAUACCAACCACAACCACAGCCGUCGGUGUCCAAGCAGUGGAGGCAGACAGAUUAUGUUAUCAUCGACCCACGGGAAAUUGCCAUGAGAUCCAGAGACAGAGAGAAGAAGAAUAUUGUUGAUAUACUACUUGGUCAAGCUAGCAAUCCAGAUCUCGUAGUUGUUCCCAUAGUUGGAAUUGGGGGCAUUGGCAAGACCACAUUAGCUCAGCUCAUAUACAAUGAACCUCAAGUCCAAAAGCAUUUCCAGUUGCUUCUCUGGAUCUGUGUUUCUGACACCUUUGAUGUGAACUCCCUGGCUAAGAGUAUAGUUGAAGCAUCUCCGAAGAAGAGUGAUGACAUAUACAAACCACCACUGGAUAGACUUCAAAAAUUGGUCAGCGGACAGAGGUAUAUCCUUGUAAUGGAUGAUGUCUGGAACCGAGAUGUCUAUAAGUGGGAAAGGCUGAAGGGGUCUCUUCAGCAUGGUGGUAGUGGCAGUGUAGUGUUAACAACAACUCGUAAUAAACAAGUUGCUGACAUAAUGACUCCAGACAAAGUAUGCAAUCUCGAUGUUUUGGAGGAUAGAUUCAUCAAGGAAAUUAUUGAGGCUAAAGCAUUCAGUUCGAAGAAAGAAAAGCCUGACGUGCUAGUUAAGAUGGUUGAUGAGAUUGUCAAGAGAUGUUCUGGCUCUCCUUUAGCUGCAACUGCGCUAGGCUCUGUACUUCGUACCAAGACCAGCGUGGAAGAAUGGAAGGCUAUAUCAUCUAGAAGCAGCAUCUGCAACGAGGAAACUGGAAUUUUGCCAAUACUAAAGCUCAGUUACAAUGACUUGCCAUCACACGUGAAACAGUGCUUUGCUUUAUGUGCUGUAUUUCCCAAGGAUUACACUAUUGAUGUGGCAAAGCUAAUCCAGCUAUGGAUUGCAAAUGGCUUUAUCCCAGAACACAAGGAAGAUAGUCUUGAAACUACUGGAAAGCAUAUUUUCAAUGAUCUAGCCUCAAGGUCAUUCUUUCUGGACAUAGAGGAAUCUAAAGACUACAGGGGGCUGUAUUCCAGAAAGACAUGCAGAAUCCAUGAUAUGAUGCAUGAUAUUGCAAUGUCUGUUAUGGAAGAGGAAUGUGUUGUUGCAAAUAUUAAACCAACUGAAACCAACUGGCUUCCAGAUAGUGCUCGGCAUUUGUUUUUAUCAUGUGAAGAAACUGAAGGUAUAUUAAAUGGUUCUAUGAAGAAAAGAUCCCCUGCUAUUCAAACACUGCUAUGCAAUAUGUAUAUGAAAACCCCAUUGCAGCAUCUAUCGAAAUACAGCUCUUUGCAUGCCUUGAAGCUAUGUAUAGAGGCAGAAUCAUUUCUACCGAAAGCAAAGUAUCUCCAUCACCUGAGGUACCUUGAUCUCUCAAAUAGUAAUAUCAAAGCACUCCCUGAAGAUAUAACUAUUCUAUAUAACCUGAAAAUGUUGGACCUUUCCUACUGCUCUCAUCUCCAUCGACUUCCAAGGCAAAUGAAGUAUAUGACUUCCCUUCGUCACCUCUACACUCAUGGAUGUCCAAAGUUGAAGAGCAUGCCUCCGGAACUCGGAAAACUCACUAAGCUGCAAACGCUUACAUGCUUUGUAGCAGCCGUUACUAGGCAUGAUUGCAGUGAUGUUGCAGAGCUGGAGCAGUUAAACCUUGGCGGUCAGCUAGAGCUAUGCCAGGUAGAGAAUGUUAUAGAAGCAGAGUCAAAAGUGACAAAGCUUGGAAACCAGAAGGAUCUCAAAGAGCUGGUAUUAACAUGGACUUCUGUUCGUGACAGCGAGGUGCUCAGAAAUUUUGAACCUCAUGAUGGGCUACGGGUUCUGAGGAUAUAUUCCUAUGGAGGAAAGUGCAUGGGUAUGUUGCAGAACAUGGUUGAGAUCCAUCUUUUUAGUUGUGAAAGAUUGCAAGUUUUGUUCAGAUGUGGUACAUCCUUCACUUUUCCAAGACUGAAGGAGCUUACGCUAGACCAUCUGUUCGAUUUUGAGAGAUGGUGGGAAGUAAAUGAGAGGCAAGAAGGGCAGACAAUAUUUCCUGUGCUUGAGAAGUUGUUUAUUAGGUAUUGCGGAAAGCUGGUAGCAUUACAUGAGGCACCAUUGGAACCAUGUAGUGGAUUUGGUUAUAGAUUGUUACACCCAGUGUUCCCUGCCCUGAAGGUACUCGAAAUGAAAGAAUUGGAGAGCUUUCAGAGAUGGCAUGCUGUGGUCAAAGGAGAACAGAUAUUGUUUCCUCAACUUGAGGAGCUAUCGAUUCACAAAUGCCCAAAAUUGAUAGAUUUACCUAAAGCACCAAAACUCAGCAUGUUAGAAAUUGAAGAUGUCCAGCCAGAGAUCUUCCAUUGGGUAGACAUAUAUUUGUCUUCGCUGACCAAACUGAUACUGAAGCUAGGAAUCACAGAAACAACAUCAGAGACUGUGUACACUUUAAUUGAACCAGUGGACAUGAAGGAGAAAUGGAACCAGGAAUCCAAUAUUACAGUUAUGAAGUUACGAUGUUGCAACUCAUUCUUUGGAUCAGGUGCACUAGAGCCGUGGGACUAUUUUGUACAUCUUAAAGACUUGGAAAUUGAUAGAUGUGGCGUGCUCGUCCACUGGCCAGAGAAGGUGUUCGAAAGCUUAGUCUCCUUGAGGAGCUUAAUAGUUAGAAGCUGCAAAAAUCUGUCUGGAUACGCACAAGCUCGUCUUCAGCCAUCAGCAUCCCAAAGGAGUCAUCACCUUCGAGGUCUAGACUCCCUUGAGAUAUAUGAUUGUGCAAGUUUGGUAGAGAUGUUCAACAUCCCAAAAUUUCUCAAGGAAAUGACUAUUGGUAAGUGCCAUAAGCUUGAGUCCAUAUUUGGCAGGCAGCAGGGCAUGCCAGAGUUAGUUCAUGGGCCUUCUUGCAGCGAGGCAAUCCCACCUACGGUUCUAUCGGAGUUGUCAUCAUCACCCAUGAAUCACUUUUGUCCAUAUCUAGAAUCUCUACGUUUAGUUAGAUGUGAUAGUUUAUCAUCAGGGGUUCUACAUCUUCCACCGUCCUUGAAGACCAUACUUAUUGGUAGAUGUAGUAAUAUUCGAAUCCUUUCUUGCCAGCUGGAUGAGCUCCCAAAACCACGGGUCACUGCUUCCUUAAAUGUACCAAAACCAUCAGCAGAAGCAAGAGAGCAUUCACUUCCUCCUUGUCUCGUAGAUUUAUAUAUAUCGGACAUGAGCAUGUUGGGGGGUAUUCUCUGUCUGCCUACCUCUGUCAAGUACCUGCAAAUUGAGGGCAGUGGGUUUACCUCGCUGGAGUCUCUGUCAGGAUCGUUGGUAAACGUUGGGCUUAUUGGCUGCAGUACCCUGGCAUCCAUACCGAAAGAAUAUGGUUCUCUCGAAAGGCUUUGUAUUAAAGACUGCCCUGCUAUAAAGAAGCUCCCUAGAUGCCUGCGGCAGCAACUGGACAACAUCGACGUAAAAUAUCUCGAUGCUCAUCUUGAAGUAAUGGCACUUAAACCAAAGACAUGGAAGGAAAUACCAAGACUAGUUCGUGAGCGGAGAAAUGCUGGAACACCCAAGCCACUCCCGCUCUGGCUUGAUUGAGGAUGAUGAUAUUUCACUGGAUUUAGAUGAUCACUUGGAACAUCUUAAACCAAUGGUUAAAGUAAAGAAAAUUAGACAAAGGAAAGUUAUGAUACUAG